AUGACCUUCUAUUUUCCCAACUUUGCCAUUCUCUUCAUCAAACCCCAGGGGCUGAGAAGGCAGCGGAAAGGGCACCAGGAGAACCGCCUUAGCCUGUCCGCCUCCUUCGAGGCGCUCGCCAUCUACUUCCCGUGCAUGAACUCCUUCGACGAUGAGGAUGCAGCAGACAGCCGGAGGCUGAAGGGUGCCAUUCAGAGGAGCACAGAGACAGGCCUGGCCGUGGAGAUGCCCAGCCGGACGCUGCGCCAAGCCAGCCACGAGUCCAUCGAAGACAGCAUGAAUAGCUAUGGCUCGGAGGGCAAUCUUAACUAUGGAGGUGUUUGCCUGGCUUCAGAUGCCCAGUUCAGUGACUUCCUGGGGAGCAUGGGGCCAGCACAGUUUGUGGGCCGCCAGACCCUGGCGACCACACCCAUGGGAGAUGUGGAGAUUGGCUUGCAAGAGCGGAACGGCCAGCUGGAAGUGGACAUCAUCCAGGCCCGGGGACUGACUGCCAAGCCAGGCUCCAAGACACUGCCAGCUGCCUAUAUCAAGGCCUAUCUGCUGGAGAAUGGUGUCUGUAUCGCCAAGAAGAAGACCAAAGUGGCCCGCAAGUCACUGGACCCGCUGUACAACCAGGUGCUGCUGUUUCCUGAGAGUCCGCAGGGCAAAGUACUGCAGGUGAUUGUGUGGGGCAACUACGGGCGGAUGGAGCGGAAGCAGUUCAUGGGUGUGGCCCGAGUGCUGCUGGAGGAGCUGGACCUGAGCAGCCUGGCCGUGGGCUGGUACAAGCUCUUCCCCACCUCCUCCAUGGUGGACCCAGCCACAGGUCCUCUGCUCCGGCAGGCAUCCCAGCUGUCCCUUGAGAGCACCGUGGGGCCCUGUGGCGAGAGAUCUUAA
Cricetulus griseus (Chinese hamster) is the source of this 876-nucleotide messenger RNA. NCBI's taxonomy places the organism in Eukaryota, Metazoa, Chordata, Mammalia, Rodentia, Cricetidae. The record is from RefSeq and is a predicted model, not a curated record.